This is a messenger RNA of Caenorhabditis remanei, 399 nucleotides long. RefSeq lists its product as uncharacterized. The transcript is spliced from 3 exons. The coding region runs from base 1 to 399 and encodes 132 amino acids. Lineage: Eukaryota; Metazoa; Nematoda; Chromadorea; Rhabditida; Rhabditidae. The record is from RefSeq and is a predicted model, not a curated record.
AUGACUUUCCUCUCUCUGUUCGCAGUUCCCUACGCAGUCAACUACUUCACAAAAGUGAUGAAUUACACCUUGUACGUCUUCUUCACAAUUCUAACUCUCUUCGCCCGAGAGUUGAAUGAAUUCUUUUGGUUUAUCAAGAUUUUAGAGAGCAUGCUAGUCUUCCAGUAUUCCAUUGGGUAUCUCCAAGGAGCCGCUGUGAAUUACUUGAAUCCAGAAGACUACACACAUGAAUACAUGUUUUAUACGGUGUAUUUCGGGUUGAUUCUCCACUUUGUGCUUCUGAUAAUCUGUGAUUGGGAGAAUACAAAUGGUCCCGAAAUUGUGAAGAAGUUGAUCGGAAGAUUCCGGUCGGCACGUAGCGAGCAGGGGGAUGAACAGGUUUUCAAUAACAUAUCUUAA